Molecule: messenger RNA, 1287 nt
Organism: Teleopsis dalmanni
Lineage: Eukaryota; Metazoa; Arthropoda; Insecta; Diptera; Diopsidae
Exons: 2
Coding region: 41-1264 (407 amino acids)
Source: RefSeq, a predicted model, not a curated record
UUUAGAUUUUUUCAUUCCUGACAAAGAAACGCUUGUCAACAUGGGUAGGAGAAGAAAAUACAGAAAAAAAGCAAAACUUGAACCGGAAAAAGAGUCCGAGACAGAAACUAGUAGGAAAAAAGCUUGUUUUGAUGAAGGCAUAAGUGAGAGUUCUAGACUCGGGACUUAUACUGGUGAGCGUAUCAUCAAGCAACCUGCAAUUAUUACUUCAAAAUAUGGAGACGAAAACACUGAAGGCGAUUUCAUGCUUAGAACUGCGGAAAAUGAAACCACAUGUGAACAAAAUAUCGUUUUAAUCCAGGCACAAGGCGUUCAACACUACACGGAAAAUGAACUAAACCAUACUGCAAAAUAUUGCGAUGGAUCAUCUGUGCAGAGGAUCACCGCAGAGGAUAAGGAAAAAAGUAUAGAUAGCAAGCAACAUUUUAUAAUGCAGCAAACACAAGUUCGCGAAUCAAUGAGUGCAGAUGAGUCUAUUUAUACAGUAAGGAAUUAUCGCGCAUCUCCUGAGAGUCUAAUAACAGAGAAGGAACACGAGCUGCAGAGUACUGAAGUUCAGAGAGAAAAUUUUCGAGAACAGUUACAAGAUUGCCAACAAAUAAUUCAAAAUGUGUCCAAUGACAUCAUGGCAUAUCACAACAUAUCAAGCGGUUAUGGAGGAGCUCAUCAACAGAUUGUAGUUGAAGUUCAAAGUUUUAAGCAGCAGGUAGAGGGUUCUCAAGAGAUAACAGAACCACCAAACACCACUAAAUAUCAUGCAAUAGUGUCCAAAGUAACAAAGAAAAAUGAGGAUGCACAUCCAUCGUAUGACUUUGAAAUUAUGCUUCGGAAUUUUGAUCAGCGAGUUCAGGGUUGCCAAGUAACCGAUGCGGAUGAUUUCAUCGCAAAAUAUUAUGCAACUUGUGAAAAGUUAGAACAAAAGAGUGGUGAAGAACUCUCCUUCAAGUUAGAACUUGAACUUCUAGGUUUUGGUAAACAGUCGUAUGCCUGUGAAGAAGUCAAUGAAAACAAAUCCUUCAACACCGUAGAUUAUGAUGAGUCAUCUAUAAUAGAAGACAAAAAAGAAAGUGAGAAAGAACACAAACAACAAAGCUCUGAAGUGCAGACACAACAAACUCAGAAGGAAUCUUUCAGUUCUAGUGGGCAAGCACAGCAUUUCUUAGAAGUUAAUGAAAAUAUGUCCGAAGGUCAUACUCAGCCAGUUGAGAACCUCGCUCUGGUAGUGAUAACUGAUGAUGUAAUAAGUAUGGAAGGUGAUAAUUAACUUAUAAUUAACUAAAAUAUAAC